Phalaenopsis equestris is the source of this 2110-nucleotide messenger RNA. RefSeq names its product protein CROWDED NUCLEI 1-like. Gene Ontology annotation, biological process: nucleus organization. Bases 127 to 2022 code for a protein of 631 amino acids. The record is from RefSeq and is a predicted model, not a curated record. The transcript has 6 exons. NCBI's taxonomy places the organism in Eukaryota, Viridiplantae, Streptophyta, Magnoliopsida, Asparagales, Orchidaceae. Gene Ontology annotation, cellular component: nucleus.
UUAGCCUUUUGGUUAUCCUAACCACCAUGAAAGGGGUGGUUUUUAGAAGGGCGGCGAUUCUUGAUGCUGUACUCGGAGAUGAAAAGGUCGCCUGGCUUCUCCUUCUCGCCAUAGGGCAUUGGAAGAAUGAACGGUCGGACUUCUUCGGUAUUUGCAAGAACUCCCGGCAAUAUGUUUGCUGGAGAGCAAGAGGGGAAUGGAUUUUCGGUUAAUAGAGAUUUGCCUCGCCGGAUUUUGAUUGGGGAGAGCAGCUUUCAUGCACGUGGAGGGAGCGACGAUGGCAAGGAGGGGAAGGGUUUAGACUGCGAUGGGUUUCCUGAAGAUGUUGGGUUCGGAUGGAAGGAGAAGAAUGCGCUUGUUGAGAGGAUCGAGGAGCUUGAGAAGGAGCUUUAUGACUACCAAUAUCAUAUGGGUCUUCUCCUUAUCGAGAGGAAGAUGCAAGCUUCCAAAUUUGAAGAGCUCUGGAAAGGAUUGUCAGAAGCCAGGGCAAAUUUGGAACUAGAGCGUGCAGCACUCCCCAGCACCUUAUCCGGAAAACAAAAGCAGGAGCAAAGUAUUCGAAGUAUUCUGAUAACUUUAGAGGCUGAGAAGCAGCAUGUUGCAGAACUUGGAAAGACAAUUUACAAAAUGAAAACAGAAGAGAAACGGCUUACUGAACAAGCAGAAACACUGGAAAGUUUGGAACCAAGUCUGCUGGAGCAUGAGUUGGAGCUGAAGGGAUCGCAGGACUUCCUCAGUGAAAGGAAGAUGAACAUAACAAACGAGAAAGAAGAAUUUAGUAAAAUACAGGAGAAAUUUGAAGCGAUCCAGCAUAACUUUUCCAGAAUGAAUGAUGCUUCUAACUACAUGGAAGCUGGUAUUAGUCAUAGACAGCAAAAUUUAGCUAGUAAAGAGAAGGAAGCUGAAAGUAAGCAAGAGAAGCUUGAGAAGAAAGGGAGAGAUCUACUUGACAAUCGAAAGCUUCCAACGAGAGAAAGUGCUCUGCAAUCCGAGAAACAAGCCUUUGACCAGGAGUUGGAGAGUGGAAGAGAAUCAUUAGAUGGAAAAUUAAAAGAUAAAUUGAAUAAAUCGUUGAAGCAAAAUGCUGUGGAGGGAGAAUAUGGAAGCCAAAUGGAAAAUGAUUUCUUGGCUCAUGAAAAGGAGGUUGAAACUGACCAAUUAAGGGUUUACACGGACAAGGAAACUCUUAACAAUUUCUCUAACAAACUGCAGAAUUUUAUACAAGAACCUAUGAAGAAGAGGAAUUUUUUACUUUCUCUAAACGAGGACUGCGAGGACUGCAAGAACUGUAAUUUUAUCAUUAGUGAAAUAGACCUUGCUACUCCUGAAAAUUUUGAAGGCGAUAUAUUACCGAGUCCCAAUGAACACCUUGAGCAGAGGCCAAUGGAAAGUGAAAAUGAUGAUUGCUAUCCUCAGAACAAGAGAUAUCAAUCAAUUAAAGUAGGAGGUUGCAGGCCAUGCCUUCAAUGCUCCGAAAUAGCGAAAGAUGUGUUACAGAUUGAAUGUCAGCCCACUGUUUCUUCCAUCAAUGUACAAAAUGACACUCAACCACUGUCUUCUAAAGACCAGAAGGGUAGAUCUAUGCCUAACAAAAGAACAGGCUCUCUGAAGUUAGCAGUUGAGAAUUGUAAAGAAACACUGAAUGAUAUUCCAAAAGAGAUCAAACAACUUCAAAAAUGCUGUUCAGAAGAUCUGAAGGAUACCAAUGAGGAAAGCAAAUCGAACUUGCUCAAUUCUGCGAAGAUGGGAGGUAGUGCAGAGCAGCGGGAUCUUCUUUGUGAUGCAUCUGAAACAACAUCUGAGUUCGAUGCAUAUCACACAAAAACACAAUUAGCAAAUGAAGGGCAUCGUAAAAGGCAGAGAACAGGUGACAUUAGAUUAAAUUUUCCUGGACAAAAGCGGUACAAUUUCAGACCCUCCACCAUAUUGAAGGUUUUAGUAAGCAAACUACAGUCAGAACAUGUAUUUGGGAGGGAGAAUCAUGAAAAAGAUAUUGACCAUGAACCAAGCAAUGCAGAUUAAUGUUUGUUAGCUGGCUUCAUCUUAAAGCGCAGACGCAUUAACUUUACAAGUGAAUACUCCUGAAUGUAAAGUAUCUUAUCCCAGAAGG